UUCGUGUUUUAAACGUCGUAUAAAGUAUAAUACCAAUGAUUUACUAGACUAAACUUAUAUACUUUACUCAACUUUAGCUAAUUGAUAUUGUUGAUGAUGAUCAUAACAUCUAUUUAAUUAUUUUACAUUUUAUUAGUUAUCUGUUUUUGUCUGCAUGAAUUUUAUUUUGAAAUGUGUUCAUUAAUAAGAAAACAUCUGCAAUGGAACUUACCAAAGAUGGUAAGUCCAAGACAGACUAGUAUUUAUACUCAAAGGUUACUGUCAGUUGUUACUCCAAAUAUAACUGUGCCACCUAAAAUGAAAGGCAGGUUUGCCAGUGGAGAACAAAAACGUAUUAUUACAGAAUUUGUUACCAAAUCAAAUUCCCCAAUAAUUGAUUGGAAUGCUUUGAAAUCAUCUGUUUUGUCCAUUAAUCGUGGGUAUAUAAAUGAAAAAAAUAUUAAUGGAUGCAUAUUAGAGACGUGUUCACAACAACAGCGUUCGGACUUAGUCAAGUCAUUUAUGAAGUAUGUCAAACAAUGUAGUAAUGGUAAACCUAAUAUAGCAUUAGAGUUAUUAUAUAUUCGUUCAUGUUACAAGUCGCGAAAAGAAUUGACAGACGAUGACCAAUAUGAAAUCCAGAUCAAUUGUCAUUCUCUGUUUAAAAACAAUCGACAUUUAUUGAAUUCUGUUCUUCUUGAAGGUAUAGUUAUGGGAAUCUGUUGUACACCUUUAUGGCGUGAUUCUUUGGAAUUCAUAAAAGCGUCAAAAAUUGAAGAUGACAUUUCAGUAAAUACAUUAGUUUGUAUAAUUUUAAGGGCAUUUGAAGAAGCAGAAAUUGAUUUAGGAUGGAAUUUAGUACACAAUAUUUUUAAUCGACACAGAAUACUACCAUUAGAAAUAGUUACAGCAUGGUUUAAUCUCUGUGAAAAAAAUGUUAAUUGUAGCCAUCGUAAAAUAUUAGAAUUUUUAAGAGAUAAUGAGUAUAUUAUCAGAGAAGAUUUAGCAGAACUAAUUCGUAACAAAUUAAAACAAUUGGGCAUUAAGACUACUACUACUAUGAUUUAUCAUAAUAAUGGAAAAUGUAAGAAUUGUAAUCAAAUAUUGAAAAAUGUUGAUGUCACAGAUUCAGAGUUUAAGAUUCUUCAAGAAUGUUUUUUAUCAAAUGUAAUGAUUGGAAAAAAUAUAUUUAAUAACUCUUCUCCACAAGAGUUGAACGAUUUUAAAGAUUUCAUUGAAAUAACUGCACCAUAUGAUGUGGUAGUCGAUGGAUUAAACUUGGCAUAUGCAUAUCGAGGAAAAAUUGGUAAUCAUUCUUUAACCAAGAUUAUCAUGAAGAAUUUUAUUGAAAAGAAAUUAAAAGUGUUAUUAAUUGGCAGAAAACAUCUAAUUAAGAUGCUGGGAAAAGAAUUUGAUUUUAUAAAAGAAAAUGCCCAAGUAUUUUUUACAAACGAUCUAUCUAAAGAUGAUCCAUUUGUUUUAUAUGCUGCAAUGUAUAGUGGUAUUAAUACAAAAAUUCUUACCAGAGAUCUUAUGCGUGGUCAUAAAUUUUUGUUACAUGAUCUUCACAUGAAAAGCAUAUUUCAAAAAUGGUUACAAAAACAUAGAUUAGGAUUAAAAAUACGUCCUGGGGAUGAAGUUAUUAUUAAAGAGCCUAUAAAAUAUUUACAAGCAACUCAAGAAUCUGCAAAUGGAAUAUGGCACAUGCCUUACCAAGAAUACAAAGAACGUGGUUCCUGGUCUAAACCUGAUUCAUCACCCGAUAAAUGGAUGUGUAUACAAAUGUAGACUGAACUAUAAUAUAUUUAAUUUAUAUUUUUUUUUUUUAUAAUAUUACACUGUUAUGAA
Rhopalosiphum maidis (corn leaf aphid) is the source of this 1827-nucleotide messenger RNA. RefSeq names its product mitochondrial ribonuclease P catalytic subunit (gene mldr). The record is from RefSeq and is a predicted model, not a curated record. Gene Ontology annotation, molecular function: ribonuclease P activity. Gene Ontology annotation, cellular component: mitochondrion; mitochondrial ribonuclease P complex. The transcript is spliced from 6 exons. Gene Ontology annotation, biological process: tRNA 5'-leader removal; mitochondrial tRNA 5'-end processing. The coding region runs from base 172 to 1767 and encodes 531 amino acids. NCBI's taxonomy places the organism in Eukaryota, Metazoa, Arthropoda, Insecta, Hemiptera, Aphididae.